This is a messenger RNA of Ornithodoros turicata, 3265 nucleotides long. Its product is annotated as lysosomal alpha-glucosidase-like. Gene Ontology annotation, molecular function: alpha-1,4-glucosidase activity; carbohydrate binding. The transcript has 19 exons. Bases 419 to 3154 code for a protein of 911 amino acids. Lineage: Eukaryota; Metazoa; Arthropoda; Arachnida; Ixodida; Argasidae. The record is from RefSeq and is a predicted model, not a curated record. Gene Ontology annotation, biological process: carbohydrate metabolic process.
CUACGCAGUGAUAAGGCGUUCUAACACAAUCGCGAACACUAAGAACUAUGCCGGGAUUGUAAGUUCACUGUCCGUACCCUCCAAACAUAUUGCAUAUCCUGUAUCGUGAAAGUCGUAUAGGACUCGAGCAAUAAAAGUCAGAUUACCACUUUUCAUCGUCUUAACAAGGAGCUGUCAGCCUCUGUAGUUCCCUUGAAAGAAAGACGGGCCUGUGUGUAUUUAUUGGCAAUAAUUCAUUUGCAUAAAUGGAAGACACAGAAGGCUUCGUCAAUCACGUCUGCCAGUUGACAUGUCAGAAACCUGGGCGUACGUGACGGAACCGCCAUAAAUGUUUACCUUAACAUGUUCGCACCUGGUCUCCGACGAAAUCUCUAUUGAAUGAAAAGCCUUUGAUCGUUGAGCACUUAUAGUGAUUGAAAUGAGAUGCUUACAUCAUGUCUUGCUGUUUUGCUUUUUCGCCCACUAUACCGCAAGUACCAUACGUCAUCCAAUGGUCAGGAACAUAGGUGAUCCAGAUAUAGCCGUGCGGGACACUGAGCGGUCGAAAAAGUGCAAGACUGUGCCAAUGAAUGAUCGUAUCGAGUGUCCCGUGCCUGGAGAAACGAUGGAUAGCGAACUGUGCUCGAAAGUGGGAUGCUGCAUGAACGACACUGCUAGCGAUUACCCGGAUAUGUGCUUCUUUACGCCGGAUUACAGGAGGUACAUCGUGAUGAGGGUUGCCAAUGACGAGGAUCACGUGAACGUCACCCUCAGUGUGAAUAAUCCCAUGAGGGUGGUGAACACGGCUCGCACUGUCUACGUUUCCGUUACAUAUCACUCCAAGGAGGUCGCCAAAGUGUCGCUCCAACGUUCAAGAUUCCCAGGCAACUACAUUCCAUGGGAGCCCUACGUGCCUGUCCUGGGUGCACGAGAAGCCUACCUCGACGCAAUGUACAAUGUGGAAGCUUUGAUGAACGGAAUGCUCACCAUAACCAGAAAAAACGAGGAUGGAGAUAUCAACAAAGGUGUACCAGUUUUCAGGACCAACUUCUCGUACCUGACAUUCGACGAGCAGUACAUGCAAAUUACGCUCUUCCUGUCGUCAAGUCGAGUGUACGGAUUUGCAGGGUAUCUGUCCCCGUUGCAGCUCAAGGUUCCAAGCAGCUUCUAUUUCUUUAAUCGGGGUGUCGGACCUGAACACGACGGCCGUGGGAGAGGCUCCCACCCAAUGUACAUUUGCCUGGAAGAUGGAGGGACAGCUCAUGGCGUCUUUCUCUUCAACAGCAAUCCAGCACAAGCAUUUCUUCGACCGAACCCAUCGAUGACAUUUCGGGUUUUCGGAGGGAAGCUGGACUUUUACGUCUUCAUGGGACCUACCAUUGAAGACGUAGUUCGGCAGUACCUUGAACUUGUGGGGAAACCGGCAAUGCCUCCAUAUUGGGGCUUGGGAUUCCACCUCUCCAGGGAAGGAUAUAAGACGCUCAACAACGUCGAGAAUGUCCUCAAGAGAAACGUCAAUGAAGGAGUGCCUGUGGAGGCGAUAUGGAACACCAUGGAGUACACUAAACACCACCUAAUCUUCACCCUCUCGUCCGCGUUUGACCAAGUUCGUGAGUUCGUGAAAAAUAUUCACGACGAUCAUCGAUACUACGUCGUAGAUACUCCACCUUUUGUACGGAAGCCAACGGGUAACUUCUACUACCUUCCUUACGACCAGGGUGUGCUCAUGAACGUCUUCGUGAAAAACUCAUCAAUGGGAUCUACCUCAUGCACAGUUGAUUAUGAAGCUGGCGUCAAUGCCUCUUACGUGGACUUCACGAUGGGUAACGCGGCCGACUAUUGGUUCCUUCAGCUGAAUAAAUUUCACCAGAUGACAUCCUUCGAUGGCGUUUGGCUCACACACACGAGCCCUUGGUGCAGCCACGUGGACCCGGAACAGUGCUCGAUGACAUCCACGCACGAACUACCUCGAAAUUACCCAGAAGAGAGGCUCAACCGAUACACCUUGUGCAUGGAAGAUAUUUUCAGCAUUUCAAAGCACUACGAUGUUCAUAACCUCUACGGGUACUACGCCGCCAAGGCCACAUAUAUGGCUCUGAAGAGGGUUAUACGGAGGAGACCUUUCAUCGUAGCUGGAGCUACGUUCGCAGGUCAGGGCAAGUGGUCCGGUCAUUGGACGGGGGACACGCUGGCAACCUGGGAAAGCAUGCGGGAGUCUAUUCCAAUGCUCCUGACAUUCAACCUUCUGGGGAUGCCGUUUGUGGGCGCGGAUAUCUGCGGCACGAAACAGAACGCGACGGUGGAGCUGUGUGCCCGAUGGCAUUCCUUGGGCGCUUUCUACCCUUUCGCCAGGAAUCACAACGGCGCGGGAUUCGUGGACCAAGAUCCGCAAGCCAUGGGGUCUGCUGUUGUGGGUGCUACAAUCAGGAGCCUCCACAUUCGUUAUCUUCUCUUGCCGUACCUUUACACGCUUUUCUACCGCAACACCGUUCACAGCGAACCUGUUAUGAGGGCUAUGUUCUACGAAUUUCCGGAGGACGAGAACACGUACACCAUCGACACCCAGUUCAUGUGGGGACCGGCGCUUCUAAUCUGUCCAAUUCUCUAUCCUAAGGUGAAAUACAUCGACCCUUAUGUGCCUCGAGGUCUGUGGUACAGCUAUUACACAGGAGGCAUUAUGAUCGUUAACGAAGGACAAAAGAUGCGGUUUCCGGUUACAUCUGUCGACAUCAUCCUCCUCAUCCGCGGCGGAUACAUCAUUCCUUUCCAGCAACACGCUCAAGUUACUAACGAAAGCCGCAACCAGCCUUUUGGUCUGGGCGUUGCAGCAGACGAGAACGGUGAAGCCGAGGGUGAGCUCUUUUGGGAUGAUGGAAUUUCGUAUGACACCGUAGAAAAUGGGGACUACGUACUUUACAAAUUUUCACUGUUAAAGGAACUAAUCCGUGCGACUGUGAUCCACCACGGAGUCGAUACCGGGUUGCGGCUGGUCGAAGUGAACGUCAUGGGUAUCAUGCAGGAGCCAGUCGAUGUUCGCCUUGAUGACAGCAAUGGAAUAGUCAUGCUCCCCUUCGUCUACAACUCAACAGACAAGACCUUACAGAUCACUAUGGACAACUACAGGAUGGAAAAAGACUUCAUCAUAAAGUGGCGCUGGAACGUGAAAGUGCACUGAACCUCGAGACAACUCGCCAAAUGUCGGACGUAUCAAGGGACGUCAACGAGACAUCCACGGCUGGAACCUAGGAAGAGCUGUAUAUCGUUUAAUAAAAUACUGUACAUAAUA